Molecule: messenger RNA, 2787 nt
Organism: Populus euphratica (Euphrates poplar)
Lineage: Eukaryota; Viridiplantae; Streptophyta; Magnoliopsida; Malpighiales; Salicaceae
Product: probable serine/threonine-protein kinase WNK4
Exons: 7
Coding region: 464-2521 (685 amino acids)
Biological process (GO): protein phosphorylation
Molecular function (GO): ATP binding; protein serine/threonine kinase activity
Source: RefSeq, a predicted model, not a curated record
CAUAUUCUUUUAUUUGUUCGGGAUUUUUUUUUUUUGGGUUCUGUUUCUUGGUUCUGGUUUACAAGGAUGUUAAUAGAGAACUUGGUGGUGUUGGGAUUAGUUUAGAGUAUGGACAAGAAUUGUAGAGGCGUGGCCGUUGGGCUUAUGAAUUUCUGUAGUUCAUUGCCUCAACAUCAACAACAAAAAGACGUGUCAUUUCUUGUCAUCGAAUGCCGAUUUCGUUUGCGACAUUCGGCUUUCGAUAUCUUCUGCAUUGCUUCUGAAGCAUUCUCCGAGCUUCGACACGGAAAACGUCAUUGUUUUUUGCCUGUCGAUCAAGGAGAAUUGCCUUAAUUAGGUGUGAAAAUUUUAGUAAAUAACAGACAGGUUUUUUGACCCCCCCAACAAGAUAGGGAAAUACGAGUGCGUUUUCCUUUUCCUUUUCUUUUUUUGUUCUUCGUUGUUGGUUUUUCGUUCGGCAAGAAUGAUAUCUGUUACUAGUGAUAGUGCUGGAUUAGUUUUGGCAUCAAAUAAUGGAAUGUAUUCAGCGAUGGAGCCUUCUGAUGCUGGGGCUGAUUUGGUAGAAAAAGAUCCAACCGGUAGAUAUGUCCGGUAUGAUGAUGUGCUGGGCAAGGGUGCAUUUAAGACUGUUUACAGGGCAUUUGAUGAAGUGGAUGGGAUAGAGGUUGCUUGGAACCAAGUAAGAAUUGAUGAUGUCUUGCGGUCGCCAGAAGAUUUUGAAAAAUUAUAUUCUGAAGUUUAUCUGCUAAGGUCAUUAAGACAUGAAAACAUCAUCAAGUUCUCCAAUUCUUGGGUGGAUGAUAAGAACAAAACAAUUAACAUGAUUACUGAACUCUUCACAUCUGGGAAUCUGAGGCAAUAUCGAAGGAAGCACAGAAAUAUUGAUAUAAAAGCAAUAAAGAAUUGGGCGAGGCAAAUUCUUCAAGGUUUAGUCUAUCUCCAUGGUCACAGUCCGCCUAUCAUUCACAGGGAUUUAAAAUGUGACAAUAUAUUUGUUAAUGGAAAUCAUGGAGAAGUUAAAAUUGGAGACCUUGGGUUGGCCAUUGUUAUGCAGAAGCCUACUGCAAAGAGCGUUAUCGGAACUCCCGAAUUUAUGGCUCCAGAACUAUAUGAAGAGGAAUAUAACGAACUUGUCGACAUAUAUUCUUUUGGGAUGUGCAUAUUAGAAUUGGUUACUUGUAAUUAUCCAUACAGUGAAUGCAGAAAUGCAGCUCAAAUUUAUAAGAAGGUUACCUCUGGUAUUAAACCUGCUUCCCUCAAGACAGUGGGUAACAUACAGAUUAAGGAGUUUAUUGAGAAAUGUCUUCUUCCAGCAUCUGAGAGAUUGUCUGCCAAGGAGCUACUCAAACAUCCAUUUCUUCAGCUUGAGAUUCCAAUACUGGAACAGAUCUGUCAUCCCUUACCGGUACCUAACCAGUUUCCUAUAUCACUAAGUUUACCCAAGUCUGGCCCUCUAUUCAUGGACAUGGAUAUCGACGAAAAGCAACUUUCAGAAAGUACAUGUACCAGAAGCAACAAUGGAAGUCCAAAAUCUCCAGUUUUGGAAUAUCAGAGAGCACAUAAGAACAAUGAAUUUGGGUUGAAGGGGAUGAAAAAUGAUGAUAACUCUGCGUCUCUGACCUUACGAAUCUCUGACUUGGGUGGUCGGGUGAGGAAUAUUCAUUUUAGCUUCUACCUUGACAGCGAUACGGCAAUAUCUGUGGCAAGUGAGAUGGUUGAACAACUAGAGUUGGCAGAUCAUGAUGUCGCUUUCAUUGCUGAACUUAUUGAUUCCUUGAUUGUGAAACUUCUCCCUGGUUGGAAGCCAUCGUCUUAUAGUUCCUCAAAUGUUGUAAUAGGUGCUUACACUGAGUCCCCAGUCUUUGAAAAUGGAGAAAAAUUAAUUGCAUACCCUUGGAAUUCAAUGUUAAGUAGUGUUCCUGUUGGAACACUAGCUGAGCAAGAUGAUCUCUCUGGGUUAACAAGGAGUCAUUGCUUACAAGCUGAUGAUAGUAAUAUCAGUGACAGCCCCAAUAAUGAGAUUUCUCAAUUGGUAUACAAUUCCUCUCCAAGUUUUGCUAACAUGGGAGAUCAAGAAUCUCAGUCAUCAGUUGUUUCAGAGAUACUUGUCCAAGGUGCUUCAUCUAUAAACAACAGAACGUCUGAAUAUUACAAUAAUGGUGGAAGCUUCAAAGGCACAAAUGGAUAUGUUACUGAGUCAAAGCUUGGAGAUUCAUAUCUCAAUUGCAAGUUGGAUAGACAAGACAGUUAUGUAGGAGAAUUCGUUUCAAUGAAUGAAUCUACAGAGAACUCAGAGUGGUCAUUCCCCAAGCAAAGCGGAGCAUCAAAUGUCACGAGCUUGACGAGCAGCUGUUCUUCUCAAUCAUCAGCUGACAAAGACGGAUAUGAUCUAAAGCUGGGACUUGAUGCAAUAGAGGCACAGUACCAUAAUUGGUUUGUAGAACUCACUAGGAUGAAAGAGGAGGCGCUGGAGGCCACCAGAAAGAGAUGGACAGAAAAGCAGAAGUUAGCUGCUCAUUGAUUAAGAGCCUAUCACCUAGCUGAUUUUUGUGUGUUUUCUUCUAUCUUGUUUAUAAUAACAUUCACUAAUUCUUUGUUUAAGGGUUGUAAUAUGCAUUAACUGAAUCCUGUAUUGAUUACGGCUCUUUUUAGUGGAAGCUGUGGCACUUGGACUUCAUCUUGUGCUCUGCGAGCUAAUUUCUUUGUUGACUUUGUUUGUAAGCGCAGUGCAGUGUAUAUAAUUGCCCAAACUUGCUGGUUUUUACAUGAUAUCUGAUCUCUUCUCUU